Molecule: messenger RNA, 1039 nt
Organism: Theobroma umbraticum
Lineage: Eukaryota; Viridiplantae; Streptophyta; Magnoliopsida; Malvales; Malvaceae
Gene: YLMG2
Product: YGGT family protein
Biological process (GO): chloroplast fission
Cellular component (GO): membrane
Source: RefSeq, a predicted model, not a curated record
UGUAUACAUAAAAGUCUCUCUUUUAAAAUCCUAAUCCACUGAAAAAGAAAAAAUGUUAUCUUCUUCUUCUUCUUCUUCUUCUUCUUGCAAAGAAAUGGCCGUUACCGAGCCUGCCCAAGAGAGCCUAAAAUCUAAAUCCCCAACCUCAGUUCCCAAAUCUUUGUUGCUUUCUUCAGCAUUUUUUCAGAAGCCAUUUGCGCCUCCAUUUUUGAGGCCAACGAAGCCCAAUCUCGCUCCCGUGGUUCCUCAAAAUAUAAUUCGUGACCUUCACGAUUCAGUCGUUUCAACCGCCGAUAGUUUCUUCAAUUUCCUUAAACAAAAUCCAGCUUUCAAAAAUCUACUCUCCUUAUCCUCCGACUUCCAAAGCUUCUGCAAUGAGGUAACGACUUUCAGAAUCAAUUCCAGGAAGGUUAAGAAUUAUUCUCCGCUGACAAAUCACAAUUUUGCAGCGGUUUUACCUGGUGAUUCAGUGGCAGGGAUCGUCGUAGCCAAUGGAAUCCUUAAUUUCUUAAACAUUUACAACACGCUGUUAAUUGUAAGGCUGGUUUUGACUUGGUUCCCCAAUUCUCCUCCAGCCAUUGUUAGCCCCCUCAGUACUAUAUGUGAUCCGUACCUCAACAUUUUCCGCGGGAUAAUUCCACCGCUGGGAGGAACAUUGGAUCUCUCUCCAAUACUUGCAUUUCUGGUUCUAAACGCAUUUACUAGUACCGCCGCCGCACUUCCGGCGGAGCUUCCGAUGGCUGGACAACCUCCGAAAAGCGCUUCAUCUCCUUCUUUGUUCACUGAUUUAACCUCAUCGCAGAAGAAGUGGAUGAGACGGCUCAAUGGCAGCCGGUCCAAGAGCUCCAAUGGCGCCAGUUAAACACCUUUUUGUUUUAUUAGUCAUUUUUGUGUUUACUUUGUACCGGUUGAUCACUGGAAAUUCUUGUGCUAUGAAGGUAUCCAAUUUUAACCGCUAAAAUAAUUCUUUUAGGGGAUGAUUAGCAAAAAACAACUUCUAAUUUCAAAUGUAAGAACUCUAGCCAAAAGCUUUACUGUC